AUGCCCUCGAAUCAACCAAGAAUCGCCAUCGUUGGCGGAGGACCUGCUGGACUUACAGCCGGAGUACUUCUCCAUCAGAAUGGCAUCCCAUUUACAGUUUUUGAGCUUCGUCACAAGCCGGCCCCUCUGGAGCUUGCACAGCCCAUCAGGAUGCUUGAUUUACAUGAAGAAUCCGGUCUUGCUGCUAUCAGAAAGUGUGGUUUGUUGGAAGAAUUUUUACCUCUCACCAGGGAUUGCGCUUCAGUGAUGAAGAUGACAGAUAGAGAUGGAAAUGUUCUCUUUGCUGUAUUCUCUUUGCUGACACCGAAUCCAAUGACGAUCGCCCCGAAGUCUCUCGAAGCGCUCUCAAUGAGCUCUUGGUCUCCAAACUUCCUGGGGAAUCGAUCAAAUGGGGCCACAAGCUACUCUCUGCGACAACUUUGGACGAUGCUGAAGUAAUGCUUGAUUUUGGGGAGCACGGAAAACAAGUAUUCGAUCUGGUCAUCGGAGCUGAUGGCGCCUGGUCGAAAAUCCGCAGCAUACUGACAUCUGUGAAACCGCAUUACUCGGGUAGACAUAUAAUCACCCUCACUAUCAAGCAAAUCGCAGUCAAAUAUCCACAACUCGUCGAGCUGGUCUGUCCUGGAACUUUCUUUGGUAUUGGGGGGGGAUGGACAUGCGGUAACGGCGCAACGGGGUGCUGGAGACACGGCGAGGAUUUAUGUCUUCAUAUCAACCCCAGAUGUGGAGUUCGGGAACAGCUCAGGCCUGAAAGGCAACACCGUCAAAAGCGGUCAGAACCAACUUCUUACCCUUCUUGAUCAGUGGGGUCCUAAAAUUAAAGAGUUGGUGACAAUUGGAUGUGAAGAGGAAACGGAGAACAAUCCUGAUGCGAAAUUUGACAUUAGACCUGACCACAGCUUGCCUAUCGACUUCUCCUGGAACAACAAACCGGGAGUGACAAUUAUUGGAGAUGCAGCUCAUUUGAUGCCUCCGUCAGGCGAGUGUGUAAACAUCGCAAUGUGGGACGCAGUCAUGUUGACACAGGCCGUAAUCAAGGCUCAUGAACAGAAUGAGAGCGGUGCAGAUUUCCGGACAGCUUUGAGUCCUUUGGUGAAGGAUUUUGAAGUCGAAAUGCAGGCCCGGGCCAAGCAGGUUGGCGAAGAGUCUGCAAACAUGCUCGGACUGAUGUUUUCCAAGGAUGGCCCCCUAAAUUGUGGAUUUUUUCAAGAGUUUUUCCUCUGGGCCGAGUGA
Messenger RNA from Hymenoscyphus albidus, 1233 nucleotides. NCBI's taxonomy places the organism in Eukaryota, Fungi, Ascomycota, Leotiomycetes, Helotiales, Helotiaceae. The record is from the annotation of a GenBank genome assembly.